AUGUGAAUUCAAAUUGUCGGGAAGAAAUUAAAGAAUGCUGGAUUUUUAAUGGGAAAAAUAAGGACUGGGAGGUUAGACAAUAUUAUAGGAAAAAAUCAUGAAGGAAAAGAAAGAAGGGCAAGAGCGAAACAGAUAUGGAUGGGAAAACCGCUGGAAAUGGAUUAUAAGGAUGGGAUUGGAAUGGGAACUUAUAAAAAUGAAUAUUUUAAGCGAGGGUUUGGGAUAAAUAGAUAUCAGCAGAUUUAG
Messenger RNA from Blepharisma stoltei, 246 nucleotides. NCBI's taxonomy places the organism in Eukaryota, Ciliophora, Heterotrichea, Heterotrichida, Blepharismidae. The record is from the annotation of a GenBank genome assembly.